Molecule: messenger RNA, 1001 nt
Organism: Cydia splendana
Lineage: Eukaryota; Metazoa; Arthropoda; Insecta; Lepidoptera; Tortricidae
Product: melanization protease 1-like
Exons: 5
Coding region: 77-958 (293 amino acids)
Biological process (GO): proteolysis
Molecular function (GO): serine-type endopeptidase activity
Source: RefSeq, a predicted model, not a curated record
UAAUACACCUCGCCAUUGGUGAGGAUAAGUGUUUAUUUUUUAGUUUUUUUUUAUUUAUUAGAGUAUUGUCAUAAACAUGGCUUGGAAAACCAUUUGUUUUGUAUCGAUGUUAGUGUGCGUCCAAAGCUCCGUUGUCAACCUUCGGGAACGACAUAUUGCGCCCAAUCAAAAUGGAACCAACAUACAACAGCCCGACGACGCCUCGAUUGCCCCAGAUAAAUAUAUAGCAGGUGGCCACCCAGCGGCGAUAGGCCAGUUCCCGAGUAUAGCUCGGCUUUCCAUCAAGACCACUACUGACACCCUCCUAUGCGCCGGCUCUCUCAUUGGCGAGCGGCACGUUCUGACCGCCGCGCACUGUCUCGACCACGACAUCAAGUACUAUCAGGACAUCUCCAUCUAUUUAGGCGAGUACGACCGCAAGAGCUACCCAGUGGACUGUGUUAAAAACAAAUGCAUUAAAAACAAACUGGUCCAUCCGGACAAGAUUGUGAAGCAUCCUGAGUACAACAGUGUUACAGUAGAAAAUGAUAUUGCACUGAUGAGACUGCAGAAACGGGCUCCGCUAUCGGCGUACAUCAAACCUAUACCUCUGCCACCAUUUGACGUCGACCAUCCCAUAAAUAAAGGCGCCUCACUCGCCGUUGUCGGUUGGGGCGAAACGGAGUCUGCGUAUUCAUCUAACAUCCUUCUUGCCACCGAACUCACCCUCAUACCUAAGGCAGAAUGCUUGAGGCAAGAGUCUGAUGUUCCCGUUAAGCAUAUAUGUGCAGGCGACGCUGAGGGCAAAGAUACCUGUCCUGGAGACUCAGGCGGCCCGCUGCUCAUGUAUUACCAAGAAAAAUAUUACCUGUCUGGCAUUGUCAGCUAUGGACCUUCUAUGAAGUGCGGGACUUCUAAAAUAGGAUACUAUACAAAUGUUUAUAAGUAUAUGAAGUGGAUUAAAGGGAAUAUGAAGUAAUUUAAUAAUUAUAUACCGGUGACUAACUGAUAAAAUAAAAAUA